AUGAAGAAGUAUAAUGUGUAUCACCGGGUUGCUACCCCCUACCAUCCGCAAACAAGUGGGCAAGUUGAGGUCUCCAACCGGGAAUUGAAGCCGAUAUUAGAGAAGACGGUGAAUGGCACUCGCAAGGAUUGGAGUUUGAAACUUGAUGAUGCUUUGUGGGCAUAUCACACGGCAUUUAAAACGCCAUUUGGUAUGACCCCUUAUUGCAUUAUAUAUGGGAAAGCAUGCCAUUUACCCUUGGAGUUGGAGCACCAGGCCUUUUGGGCGAUUAAAAAUUUGAACUUUGAUCUUAAAGCGGCGGGGGAGAAACACUUGUUGGAAUUGAAUGAAAUGGAGGAAUUGCGGUUAUCGGCAUAUGAGAAUGCAAAGCUCUAUAAGGAGACGAUAAAGUGGAACUAUGUUUUGGUCUAUAAUUCGAGGUUGAGAUUGUUUCCGGGCAAGCUUAAUUCCCGAUGGAGUGGGCCAUUUAAGAUUCGGAGUGUGGCGGAUCAUGGUGCCAUUGAGUUAGAGAAUCAAGGGGGUGAAACGUUCAAGGUCAACGUACGCCGUUGCAAGCCUUAG
Messenger RNA from Mercurialis annua (annual mercury), 561 nucleotides. RefSeq lists its product as uncharacterized. The transcript is spliced from 2 exons. The record is from RefSeq and is a predicted model, not a curated record. The coding region runs from base 1 to 561 and encodes 186 amino acids. Gene Ontology annotation, biological process: DNA integration. Lineage: Eukaryota; Viridiplantae; Streptophyta; Magnoliopsida; Malpighiales; Euphorbiaceae. Gene Ontology annotation, molecular function: nucleic acid binding.